Messenger RNA from Rhineura floridana, 4009 nucleotides. Its product is annotated as transmembrane protein 65-like. The transcript has a single exon. NCBI's taxonomy places the organism in Eukaryota, Metazoa, Chordata, Lepidosauria, Squamata, Rhineuridae. The coding region runs from base 274 to 1101 and encodes 275 amino acids. The record is from RefSeq and is a predicted model, not a curated record. Gene Ontology annotation, cellular component: mitochondrion. Gene Ontology annotation, biological process: regulation of cardiac conduction; cardiac ventricle development.
GAAGGCGGUCCUCUGAUUAAACUGGCCUGCGCCUGCGCAGAACUGCCCUCCUCCAUUCAGCUCUGCGUUUUUGCUGCCGCCGGGGUUAGACCGAGAAGUUUUCCUCACCUCGGCGCCGCCUGACAGACUGAGCGAGAGCUUGGCCGGCCGCCGAGGCAAGGCGAGGCUUGAGAGCGUGAGGGGAAGGCCGGGGAGGGACUCCAUGAGCAGCGCCUUCCUCUCCUCAGGGCAGCGCCGCCCUUCGCCUCCCCAGCCCCGGUAGCGCGGGAUGGCAUGUCGUCGCCGUCGACGUGGCUGAGCUGCCGCUUGGCGCUGCGCUUUGGCUCGGGCUGGCCGGGGGGCUUCUGCACCUCUCUGGCUUCCCGCCUCAGCCUCCAGCCACCGCAACAACCGCGGUGGCCUCUCAGUAGCUGCUGCUGCCGCCUCCUGCGGAGCCGCCGCUGUCUGAGCACCUUCCGACGCGGCACCAGCCCCGAAGAAGGACUGUGGCUGCCGCUUUCCUCCGUGCCGACGCCGACCUCCUCGGGCUUCGUCAGGUCGCUGGGCACCCACCCGAAGAAAGAGCCCAUGGAGGCGCUCAACACGGCGCAAGGAGCCCGAGACUUCAUCUACAGCCUUCACUCCACCGAGCGGAGCUGCCUGCUGAGGGAGCUCCACCGCUUCGAGGCCAUCGCCAUCGCCCAAGAGAAGUUGGAGGUUGAGCCACCAUCCACUGGACAGCUGAAACACGUGUUCUUCCACAAUGCAAUACCUUUUGUAGGCUUUGGAUUUUUUGAUAAUGCAAUUAUGAUUGCUGCGGGCACACAGAUAGAACUGUCAAUAGGAAUUGUACUUGGAAUUUCUACUAUGGCGGCUGCUGCCUUGGGAAAUCUUGUCUCGGAUUUAGCUGGAUUGGGACUUGCAGGUUAUGUUGAAGCGAUGGCCUCCAGGUUGGGCCUCCCCAUUCCUGAUCUAACACCCAAACAAGCUGACAUGUGGCAAACACGUGUCAGUGCACACUUGGGUAAGGCUAUUGGAGUGACCAUUGGCUGCCUUUUAGGAAUGUUUCCAUUGUUCUUCUUUGGAGAUGAAGAAGAAAAAAAACGGGAAGGAAAAAAAUAACCUUUUUACAAUGUUUAAAGUACAUAUAAACUAAUGUACCUCAGUUAUACAACUAUGCUGUCAAAAUACUGAGCAUUAUGCAGACAGUAACAAUGUAUAGAAUGGGGAACAAAACAGCAUGCCGUUUUAUGGAAACACUAACUUAUUGUGGCUUUGUCCUAGUACAUAUUUUAUAAGGGUUUUUCCUUUUUAAAAUUAAAUUGUUGAUGUGUGUGUUUCGCUUACACUGGCAGUUGAUGUUUACCAUUCUUCCCCCCCUGCCCGUCUCUCCUCCUUUUGCCUCUAUCUUUUACAAGGAUUAUUUCUUUAACUGCUUGCCAUCAAUGUACUGUAUGGAUUUUGGGUUUGUAUAUUUACUUAGCGUUUGUAAACGCAUGGCACAAGUUGCCGUUGCUGCUCAUCAGACCCUCCAUUCUGGACAUUCAGUGAAGCUGGGUGACAGAUGGCUUUAGGAGAUAUAAUGUCUUGGCUCUCUUGCUGCUUUUAUUUAUCAUUUACACUAUACAAUCGAAUAACAAGACCUGUUUGAACAAAGCAUCAUUUGAACUAGGAUUUGGAUAUCUGCUGAAAUAUGAGGCAAUUACAUUGACAGUGAAAUCAGUUAAAGGAAGAUCACAGUUUCAAGUUCUGCCUAUAUCUCAAAUCUCCAUAGAUGUUGCUUGGAAUACAUCCCUCAUCAAAUUGGCAGCUGAGAUCAGGGGAGGCCUAAAAGUUGGAAUCUUACGUAUGUGCAACACAGGCUACAAUUAGGAAAUGAGGGUUUGCCCAGUGGUUGGUUUUAGGAAGCUGUGCAAAACAUCUUGCCUCUAUGAUAGUUAACGGUAGUCUCUUUACUUGGCUUUCUAGUGUUGAUGAGCACUAUCACCCAGUUUGCAACAGUGCUGAAACAGUAUUUUUGAAAAUCGGGCUUCAGUUGGUGUGCAUGUGUUGCCCUCCUUCCAUGCCUCUUCAAAAAAGAAAUAAACAUAACUUCCAUCUAUUGAAUUUCAUUCCUAAAUUCUAGGCAUCUGGGAAAACCACAACAGGUUAGAGGUUCUGUUGUUUGCGGAAGAGAGUGUAUUUGUACAUUUUAUGCACUUGUUGAGAUGGACGGAGAAAAAGCAGCGUAUGGUGCACUGUGAGAGGGAGGGAGUGGGGUUUAGGUGGGAAUUUAGAAUUAGUGUAAAGGUAAGAUUAAGCCUUGAAAAGAUGUAGCUCUUCAAAAGUGUGUUGCCUUCAGUGAGAAACAGACUUAACUGUGCCACUUCUGGAUGUCUCCUGAAUUAGAAAGCAAUUUUAGUGUCCUUGUCUCUUUGAAUACUAACUGGGGCAAAAUGUUAGACUGGAUGUGUCUUGGAAUGCCUUUUGAAUGUCUAGACUUGGGCUAGAUGAGUGGAUCUUAUGUGCAAAAUGUAACUUAAAAUAAAUAAACUUGAACAUUCAGCUUCUUUGAAUGUCCACGAGUUCUAGUAUUAUGAGAGAGGGAGAAGAACUUUUCUCUAUCCACUUUCUCAAUGCCAUGCAUAAUUUUAUACACUUCUAUCAUGUCUCCUCUGACCCGCCUUUUCUCUAAACCAGCCUUUGGGUCCCCAGAUGUUGCUGGACAAUAAUGACAAUCGUUCCUGUCUAUUGGCCAUGCUGGCUGGGGGUGAUGGGAGUUGUAGUUCAGCAACAUUUGGGGACCCAAAGGUUGGGAAAGGUUGCUCUAAACUAAAAAGCCAAAAAUGCUUCAACCUUUCCUCACAGAGGAAGCCCAAGCCUGAAUCUGGAUUUAAAUGGGUUAGAUAGCUACUUUAACCUGACAGUGUCUGGAGUUGUACAGCUGUCACUCACACAAGUACAUUGCCCAAGGAGGUGAGAUUUGCAAUUGGCUAGUAGUUGUUAUAAUUGUCUGGGCUCAAGGCAGGCUUUUCAAAGAGUAGGCAGACCACCUCCUCUGCCAGGAGACUGCCAGGACUACUCCUCUCUUGUAGCAAGGCAUUAAUUACUCAUUGAACUCAGCUGAUCAACCCUGGGGCUGGGACAAAGGUUGAGUGGGCAUCUGGAAGGGCGUACCUCACCAAGCAUCUAGUCCACAUCAGGCUGGAACAAGUGAGAAAAGAUGCCAGCAAAAUGUUUAGCAAACAAGUCAGAAAAAGACUGAUGAGAAUUGUCUAGACUCCCUGGAGAACUCUGUGUACCAAACAGAUUUUGCACCACCUGAAACAGUUCCUCUAAACUAGCCUUCAGAUGCUUCUUACAACUCCCAUCUUCCCUGACCAUUAGCCAUGCUGGCUGAACUGUAAUCUAAAACACCCAGAGAGCACCAGUGUGGGGAAGGCUGCUCUAGACAACACUUCACCAACAUGACGGUGAUGGAUAAAUAUUUUCUUUGCUAUCACCACUACUGCCACAAAGUAGGGUAUACUAUGGGCUCCAUCCUGAGGAGUGUCUCAUUCAGCUUGUUUUUCUCCACUUGUAUUCUGGUCAUCUGUUCUGGCUCGUCUGCACUGGCUUCCUAUUUGUUUCAGGGCUAAAUUCAAAGUGCUGGUUUUGACCUAUAAAGCCUAACACGGCAUGGGACCGCAAUACCUGGUGGAGCGCCUCUCCCAAUAUGAAACUACCCAUACACUGCGCUCAACAUCUAAGACCCUCCUCCGAGUACCAUCCCAUCGAGAAGCUCGGAGGGUGGUGACUAGAAAUAGGGCCUCUUCGGUUGUGGCUCCUGAACUAUGGAAUGGUCUCUCCAAUGAGGUGCGCCUGGCGCCGACGCUGCUAUCUUUUCGGCGCCAGGUGAAAACCUUUUUAUAUUCCCAGGCAUUUUAAUGCGUAUUAUUUUAUGUAUUGUUGUAUUUUGCUACUGUUUGAUUAUUUUUGUUUACCUUUGUUGGUUUGAUUCUAUUGUUUUAUUGUAUUUAUAUAUUCCUGAUUGCUUUAUUUUAUGUACACC